Fusarium mangiferae is the source of this 2808-nucleotide messenger RNA. RefSeq lists its product as uncharacterized. Gene Ontology annotation, molecular function: catalytic activity. NCBI's taxonomy places the organism in Eukaryota, Fungi, Ascomycota, Sordariomycetes, Hypocreales, Nectriaceae. Bases 1 to 2808 code for a protein of 935 amino acids. The record is from RefSeq and is a predicted model, not a curated record. Gene Ontology annotation, biological process: nucleoside metabolic process. The transcript is spliced from 2 exons.
AUGCCAUAUUCCAGUGAAAGCCCCGAAUGGCGCUUGCUGCAAAAGUUGUCCAAGUUGUUAGCAUCUCAUCUGGCACGUUAUCAACCCUCAGAGCGCAAUUGGCAGGAUUUCACGGCGAACAAGCAGAGCGAGGCUCUCGAAAGGAAUCUACGAGAGUUUUUCCUUGUAAGAAACGAGAAGAUUUUCUUCGAAAGGGAAAGCUUCACGGUCUUCAGAAAUAUUCUCGAUAAGUUAUGUUGCCUGCUAAAUGAUGCGGUAAAUCCUGUCGUCACAAACGCAGCACGGCCAAACAGAACCUAUCAUUGCUUGUCUGGACUUUUGAACUACUUGGAGCAGUUCAACGAGAUCGAUCUAGGUCUCUUCAACUUAGUGAGCGGUCCCAAUCAGAAUCUAUUCCUGUUUACGGAUGACACCAAAACAGAAUGCCUUGCUGCCACAAGAGAAUGCAAUAAUUUUGUCAUGAGGGCGUUUUCAAAGGCCCAAAAACAAGUACCAGAGGUUCCCCGGAGGGUGAAAAGCGAUAUCUGGAAAGAUUUAAAGCUAAGGCAGUUGGCUUCUAAAACGCUUCAGUUGGUGUAUGAGCGUUUCAGUUGCAAAGCAAGUCACAGGCUUCUCCUGAAGCUUGAGACACUGGUAUCUAGGCGAAUCGCCUCUCCUGAAUUGCAGUUAUUCUUUUCGGCUUGCUCAGACAACGCGGCAUUGGAGCCUUGGAGGGGCGUCCAUUGUAUAUCUGGCGGACGAAAGGAUGGCCAGAAAGAGGUUUUCGACCUAUGUUAUGAAAUAUCUAGUACCAAUUGGCAGGGUUGUCAGCUACAACUAUUGCCGCAAGAGGGACAGCUUCUCAGUGCUUGGAGACCAAUACUGCCUCAUGACUCAGACAACCAUCCGGCUCUCAAUAACCCGUCAGGCCAAUCCCUUGCUGAAAGGAUUGCCAGUGGCAUGUUCAAGCGUCAAACAGUUCGAGAUCUUAUUGCACAGAAACAUGGCAGCCAAGACGCUAAAGUUCACUAUACACUCAAGGCCAAGAGAGCGCUUGCUGCCGAACUAGGAUACUGCCUAUUGGAUUUCUUUGACGCUAGCUUGGAUUCUGAAGAUAUAUGCUUUCUCACAUCGUUGCAGAACCACGUCGAAAGAGAUAGGCUCUACCGUUCAUUCUCGUCUCAAAUCCCCAGCUCCCCGGAACUCCGACUCUUCCAGAUCGGGCAUCCGGUGCUACUUUCCUUUGCAAAGAUCUUGCUAGAGCUGGAUGACGGCGAGGCCAUUCCGCUAGAUAUACGUCCUCACUAUGGUGAAGAAAAUAAGCAGGCAUGGCUCCAACUCUUAUCAGGCUUGGAUACCCUGAAAGAACGGGGUGCAAGGCUGGAAGACUCCUAUACAGAAGCUAUCAGAGGGUGUCUAAACGUUCAUAGCCAACUUCAAAACGUCAAAUUCGAAGGCACUCAGGCAGAUAUAAUUAUUCGAGAAAAGCUCUAUCAACACAUUGUUCAGCACCUCGAGACUGCUUUAGAAAACUGCUCGCCAAAUCUCGGCUUGAAGCGACAGCACUCUAUGAGCCUAGAAAUCGAGUCAAUGAUGGACCCGACGAGCAAACGGACCCGCACAACAAUGGGAAAAGAUGCUGACUUGGUGCAUGUUUUUGAUAUGCCUGGAGAGCUGUCAGACGCAUAUCGUCAGUUGCUACCAUGGAAAGCCGACUCAGACAAAGACUUCCCUGUCAAGCCACAGAAGUUCCUUGAUACAACAGCCGGAUCUUCUAUGGGAGAUGCCCAUCCACCAAAGGAUCGCUGCGGCUUCAAGGCUGCUAUUAUUUGCGCUCUGCCACUGGAAUUUGACGCUAUCCGGUCACUCUUCGACUUUACCUGGAAAGAACACCAUCACCACUACGGCAAGCUCAAAGGCGAUACAAACCACUACGUCAAUGGGCGAAUAGGCGACCUUGACAUUGUUGUUCUGCUCUUGUCUAGCAUGGGCAAAGCAAGCGCGGGAACUGCAGCUGCUCGCUUACAAUGUUCCUACCCAGAGUUAGAAGUGGUCUUCCUAGCUGGUAUAUGCGGCGGCAUCCCAGAAGUUCGAUCACCCAACGGUGGAAAGAAGGAAGUCCUUCUUGGCGAUGUUGUAGUCAGUUCAAAUAUGGUGCAGUACGACUUUGGAAGAAGGUACGAAGACAACUUCGUAACCAAACAGCCCAUACAUACUGCGAGAAAGCUGAUAAGCAAUUUCCUUAUUCACUUGAAAACUGAUGUCUUUCUUGACGAUGUUACGGAAAGAUCAGUAAAGGUUUUGGAACAAAUGCAGCAGAGCAACCCGAAAUACCUGUACCCUGGCUCAGCCAAUGAUCGGCUAUACGAACCAUCCUACCAGCAUCAGGUCGACACUCUGGUACUAUGUACAUGCUUCAGCAGCCCUAGCCUGAUAUGCGUUCGCUGUCGUGGCGUAUCCUGUGACGAGGCGGGAUGCGACAAGGAAUUUCUCGUACCGAGGUCUCGACUAGAAGAGAAAGUGGUCUUGGAAGAUCAAGCUGAUAUUUGCAAGGCACAAAGGCCUUUGAUCUUUCUGGGGCGAUUUGGUUCUGGAGAUACGGUGCUCAAGUCGAGUCAUGAUCGAGAUGGACUUGCUCAACGACUUGGCAUUGAGGCAUUUGAGAUGGAGAGCGCUGGGUUGUGGGAAGACUUGCCAUGUAUAGUGGUGAAAGGUGUCUGCGACUAUGCAGACUCUCAUAAGAACAAGAAAUGGCAAGACUUUGCUGCGGCCACGUCGGCUUCUGUUGUUAAGGCUUUGCUAGAACGAUAUAUCAUAACUGAUAAAUAG